Messenger RNA from Drosophila subpulchrella, 2150 nucleotides. RefSeq names its product transcription factor Ouib (gene nom). NCBI's taxonomy places the organism in Eukaryota, Metazoa, Arthropoda, Insecta, Diptera, Drosophilidae. The coding region runs from base 122 to 1237 and encodes 371 amino acids. The transcript has 4 exons. Gene Ontology annotation, molecular function: zinc ion binding. The record is from RefSeq and is a predicted model, not a curated record. Gene Ontology annotation, cellular component: nucleus.
AAUUGAACGAUCCCCUUUUUUCGUUUUUUAACACUGCUGGUGCACGCCUUUCGCGGUGAAUGGCCUUUUGGCCCCAAGCAGUUUUCUUUUUAUUUGUUUUGAAUAAGAAACGAAACGUGAGAUGUUGAUAAAUGUGUGCCGAAUUUGCGGCAGGAGCAGGCUAUGCCCGAAAGCCGUAAAGCUCUUUAGUUCCGGAAGACAGGGCACCCUGCGCCGCAUCGAAUUAAUCACCGGAAUUCGACUUCAGCAGAUCCCCAAUGCGCCGGAAAUGUUGUGUUUCUGCUGCCAGACGGACCUCAAUUCGGCCAUGAUGUUCCGCAGGCAGUGUAUCUUGCAGCAGAAGAAAUGGGUGCCAGUGGAGGAGGCCCAAGAGCUGGACAAAAUGGAGGUGCAACCAAAAGAGAAACCGAAACCUCUUGUUCCCAAGAAAAAAUACCAACGACGAAAGAAGCUAUCCACAUUGCCGGUCGAGACCGUGGACAUUGUCGUUCCCACCGAUAAUAAACCCUCAGCGGAAGCAUCAGGUGAUGAUGAGUUUGACCAACCUGUGGAUAUCUCCACAGAAUCAGAAACCCCGGAAUGCGAUAAAAAUCUGGAGGAGAUCGAUGCAAAAGAUGAUGACGAGGAGUUUUUGGAUUUAGAUAACGAACUACCCAAUAUUAAAAUCUACAAGUGCGCCACUUGUGGAGUCAUUAAGAACAACAAAUCAACCUUGGUUAGGCACCAGUAUGAACACAGCGGCAAAAAACCCUUUCCCUGCAAGGAGUGCCCAAAGGGCUUUUUGGCCGCCAGUGAACUGAAGGCCCACAAUCUCACCCAUCACACCGCUGAGCCUCCGUUUCCCUGUCGCUACUGCGAUCGUCGCUACUUCUCCACGGCUGGCCGGAAAAAGCACGAGAGGAUACACACCAACGAACGAAACUUUGUUUGUGACCAAUGUGGCAAGUCCUUCACAAGGACCUGCAUCUUGAUGGCCCACAUGGAGUCGCACAGUAUUGUUAAGAAGUUCGGCUGCGAAGUCUGCGAUCGGUCGUUCAGCUUAAAAAAACACCUGGUGGCCCACCUCGACUCCAACACGCACAAACAAAAUUCAGAAUUGGCUUCAUCGUCAUCGGAAACCAUGUCAGUGGUCAGUUGUGAUACCUAUUCAAGCUGGUCCCAAAGCUCCCAAGUCGCCAGUCAUGUCGACGAAGACUUGGUGCAGUCACAUUUUGAUAUAUUAUGUCAGGAAAUUUAACUCAGGUAGAAAUUCCAAAAAAUUAUAUCAACAAAGGACCAUAUGAAAUCUAGUGCUGCAAAUAUUGGUAAUGUUUUUACUUCUCUGAAAAUCUUCAACAGCUAGUUUCUUUACCGUGUAGUUAUUUAAUUCUUGUUAGUGGCCAUAUCUUUCCCAAAAAUGCCAAACUAAACUUCUUUAGAAGUGGCUUACCAUAUAGUAUACCCAUUCCUUAAAUAUCACAAAAGUGCCUUUUACGUUCAAAAAUCGCACAGAUCCUAACUGCAAUCUCAGGCAAAACAUGCAUUUUUAAUCCCUAAUGUUAAUCCUUAGAUCUAAGUUUUUUAAAAAUUGUAAUCUCAAAAAAGUUGUGAAAAUGGCACCCAUUAAUGGUCACCACUAUGUCUAUUAGCCUUCAAAAAGAAUAAGUCACCAUAUCGUAACAUUUCAAACAAGGCGAAAAUACCUUAAAUGCUUUUAAAAAGCAGAAAUUCAAAUUAUACACAACGUCUUCCAAAAGUCUUAACUUAAAAAAAACCAAAAACUAUUCACUGUUACCCAAGAGUUAUAAGAAAUAUAACAGCCGCAGAGGCGGAACGUAGGACCCAAAAGCGAACAAAAGAUAAGAAAGUAAGAUAAACUUUUUUACAGCAGCAAUUUAUGUGCAUCCAUUUAUUUGUAUUAUCCCAAAAACAUUUUACUGCUUAUCUGUUUGAUUUCAAAGGUAAACAAUACCAUCUCUAAUUAUUAUAACCUUGCAAAUCUAAAGAAUCUUGAUGGUACUUAUGUUGAUUAUAAUGCCCAUUGAUAGUUUACUUAAUAUUUUUACUUAGGUUUUACAAUUUUUAAACAGUUUCUGAUUUAUCAGACUGCUAGAGUGUUUAAGAAAACUUUACAUUUUCCAAUAAAGAUUCAACCCAUUUUACAAACCCCC